Messenger RNA from Sander lucioperca (pikeperch), 1863 nucleotides. RefSeq names its product LMBR1 domain containing 2b (gene lmbrd2b). Gene Ontology annotation, biological process: adrenergic receptor signaling pathway. The record is from RefSeq and is a predicted model, not a curated record. Gene Ontology annotation, cellular component: membrane. NCBI's taxonomy places the organism in Eukaryota, Metazoa, Chordata, Actinopteri, Perciformes, Percidae.
UCUGGCGGCGGCUGAGCGGAGCGCAGCGGGAUGAGUGGCGCUGCUCUGGGCAUCGAGAUCGUGGUGGUGUUUUUCCUGGCGCUGUUCCUGCUGCACCGAUAUGGAGACUUCAGGAAGCAGCAGCGCAUGGUGCUGUUCGGCACGCUGCUGGCCUGGUACCUGUGCUUCCUCAUCGUCUUCAUCUUACCUCUGGACGUCAGCACGACCAUCUACAAGCAGUGUAAGAUAGACCAUGAGGAGCACGCCUCUGUUCCCACCUCCUACUCCAAUCACACGGCAGCUAACACAUCUGUCACACCCACCAAAAGUGUCCCGAAGCCCUGCUACAAGCCGUGGAGCUACAUCCCUGAUGGGAUCAUGCCGGUGUUCUGGAGGGUGGUGUACUGGACGUCCCAGUGUCUCACAUGGCUGCUGCUGCCCUUCAUGCAGUCCUACGCCCGCUCCGGAGGCUUCUCCAUCACGGGGAAAAUAAAAACGGCUCUGAUAGAAAAUGCUAUUUAUUACGGGACCUACCUGCUCAUCUUCGGCUCCCUACUCAUUUACGUGGCUGUUCAUCCUCAGUGGCACCUGUCCUGGUACGAGCUGCAGACCAUCGGGAUCACAGCAGCUAACACCUGGGGUCUGUUCCUGCUGGUGCUGCUGCUCGGCUACGGCUUGGUGGAGAUCCCUCGCUCCUACUGGAACGCCUCACGGCACGGACACUUGCUCAUCAAGACAUAUUUCAAGGCGUCCAAGCUGAUGACGGAGAAGGCGGACGCAGAGGAGAACCUGGAGGACGUCAUGGAGGAGGUGAGAAAAGUCAGUGAAUCCAUCAAGUAUAACCAUCCGCUGAGGAAGUACAUCGAUACCAUUCUGAGAAAGUGUCCCGUGGAUUACCAAGAGAAGAUGGGCAGGAACAUGGACGACUACGAGGAUUUUGACGACAAACAGAACACUUAUCCCAGUGAGAAGAGCCUGGUGAAGCUCCAUAAACAGGUGAUCUACGCGGUUCAGAGGCACAACAGGACUCGUGUCCAGUGGCAGAUCCUUCUGCAGCAGGCCAUCCACCUGGAGGACGUCGCCAAGAAUGAGACCAGCUCAGCGCACCAGUUUGUCCACAGCUUCCCGUCCUCUGAGCCGGCCGGCUGGUUCAGCAGAUACGUGUACACGCCGACUGCUGAGUGGUACUGGGAGUGCUUCCUGAAGUGCUGGUUCUACCGGCUGCUGUCGGUGGUCCUGACCCUGUUCAGCGUGGCCGUGGUCUGGUCCGAGUGCACCUUCUUCAGCACCCGCCCCGUCCUCUCUCUGUUCGCUGUGUUCAUCCAGCUGGCCGAGAGAGACUACAACUACCUGUACAUCGAGAUGGCGUGCUUCGUCACUAUCUUCUUCCUGUGUACCUGCGUUUACUCCACUGUGUUCCGCAUUCGGGUCUUCAACUACUACUACCUGGCCUCCCAUCACCAGACUGACGCCUACAGCCUCCAGUUCAGCGGCAUGUUGUUCUGUCGUCUGACGCCUCCUCUGUGUCUCAACUUCCUGGGUUUGAUCCACAUGGACUCGGCCAUCUCUCACCAGCAGAAGGAGCAGACGGCCUACACCUCUAUCAUGGGGUCGAUGCGUGUCCUCUCUUUUAUCGCUAACGGCUUCUACAUCUACUACCCCAUGCUGAUAGUCAUCCUCUGUAUCGCCACCUACUUCAGAGGUCUGUGUGACCGGACCACCGAUUUACGUCAGGACGCUACGGGCCUCCACCACAGUUUCCUCUGGCUUUGCCCUCGCACGCGCUCACGCUCCACCUCCCUGACGGUGCGGGUGAGACGGGCCGGUGGUGCGCCCGACCCUGAUGGACCGGGAUCCCACCUCGCUGGCCCCCACUUUAAUUGA